Serpula lacrymans var. lacrymans S7.9 is the source of this 1101-nucleotide messenger RNA. RefSeq lists its product as uncharacterized. Bases 224 to 1018 code for a protein of 264 amino acids. The record is from RefSeq and is a predicted model, not a curated record. Lineage: Eukaryota; Fungi; Basidiomycota; Agaricomycetes; Boletales; Serpulaceae. The transcript is spliced from 2 exons.
CUAUCGACAGUCAUAUCAAAAUUCGGUCUGACGUAAAAAAGGAGAACAUUGUAGGCACGGUGGGCAGCCACGUUACUAAUGUGUUAGCAAGAUACGGAGGUCAUCAGCUGGGGGGUACUAAUGUGUUGGCUCAGCGAUGUGAUGUCAGGUAUGCUGGGACGAGGACUAUAAAGUGCGUGAAGAACAAGUGGGAUGGGCACUAAACAGAAGAUACACGACAGCAAUGGCGUCCCCAAAAAUCGUACUCGUCACAGGCGGCAACAAUGGCAUCGGCUACGAGACCGUCAAGGCGUUGCUGCAGUCCGACAGAGCGUACCACGUCCUCCUCGGCAGUCGUUCACUCGACAAGGGCAAACUAGCUAUCGACACCCUCCACCAGGAAUGUCCAGAGCUGACCAACACGGUCGAAGCCGUCCAAGUCGACCUCACCAGCGACGAGUCCAUCGAGAAGGCGUUCGAGCAGGUAAAGGCCAGUCCAGGGCACAUAGACGUCCUCAUCAACAACGCUGGGGCCGCCUAUGAUGGCCGAUUUAUGGAUGGCAAAGUGUCGCUCCGCGAUUGCUUCACGAAGGCCUACGAAGUGAACGUUGCCGGCACACAGGUCCUGACGUGGACAUUCAUGCCGCUCCUACUCAAAUCCGCCGACCCCCGACUCAUCUUCGUCGCCGGCCUCUCCCAGAUCACGGCAGCAAGUGAGAAAUACUUCCCCACGCCGCCUCAGCCAGCGGGGUGGCCGAAGGAUAUCGACUUUGAGACGAUCGGGUACCGCUGCAGUAAGUGCGCGCUCAACAUGCUGAUGGUGGACUGGAACCACAAGUUGAAGGAGGACGGGGUGAAGGUGUGGGGUGUCGGGCCUGGGUUUCUGGCUACGAAUCUGGGAAGCAAGCCGGAGAAGGUGAAGGCGAUGGGGGCUGGGCAUCCGAGUAUUGGUGGGAAGAUUCUUAGGAAAGUUGUGGAGGGGGAGAGGGAUGCCGACGUGGGGAAGAUUGUGGUCGAAGGCGGGAUUGCGCCAUUUUGAGGUGGGACGAGAGGGAUGGUGUGUUUUCUUGGAUGAAGUGGAGAGUGUAUGAAUAGCGUGCUGUUAUCGCGUCCUCUUCCAAG